AUGUAUUUGAUUUUAAGCAAUGAUUAUAAAAUUAGAGAAUGCUUAGCUUUUAAUUUAAUAAAGUUAUAGUAAGGAAUUAAAGAAGACAAAAUGGUAGAGUUUUCAUCAAAACUGAUUCAAUACCUUUGGGUUUUUGAAAAAGAUUAAAGAGUCAGAAAUCUAUUGAAAAAUAAGGAAUUAAUUGAAAUGUAAAAACUUUUUUUUUCUUAGGAUAUCAAAUCUACAUCAGAGUAAAUAAAAUAAGAAAUAAAAUUAAGAAUCAACAGCAUAGAAAGCAUUUCAUAAGAAAUAAGACUUGAAGGAAAUUCAUAAAUUAAAGAGCAACUUAAAUAAUAACUAAAGCUAGCUUAUGAAGAACUUGAACAAUAUAAUGAUAAUAUUACUGAAAUGUCGGAGAAAAUGGAUAUAAGUUUAAUAUUUUUAAAGGAUAUCUCAAAAGAUGUGAAGUAAAUAAAAAGUUAGAUUGAUAAUUUAUAAGAGAGUUUAAAUUAAGUCGGUGAUGAUAUUCGUAAAUUAAAAGGAAAACGAUAUGAUGAAUUAUUAGAAAUAAGAAAAUAAAAGAUAUUAUUAUAAUCUAGAUUAGCAGAAGUAGAUUCUGUAUAUGUAUAAUUAAAAACUAUUGAAUAUGAUCCUGUUACUGGGCAAAGUAUUAAAUCCAAAGAUGGAGUAACAAUAACCAAUUUAAUGAGUGAAUAAUGGAAUGAUUUCACAGGUGAAGUCAAUGAAUUUAUUUGGGAUGAAUCUAAAUCAAAUGAUGUUAUGUUACUUUCAGGAAAUGCUGGUUCUGGUAAAAGUAAAGCAGCUAGAAAAAUUGAAGAAUUUCUAUGGAAAUAAAGAGAAAUUAAUUCGAAAUGGAUUCCAAUCUUUGUAUCACUUCCAACUUUAAAAAAUCCAAAAUAUAAUUUAUUUGAAUAAGCAUUAGAAUCUGAUAAUUAUUAAUUUGAUAAAUAUUAACUUAGAGAAUUUAAAGAUGCGAUUUAAAAUAAAAAAGAAUUUAUCAUUUUAAUACUUGAUAGUUAUGAUGAAAUGAAAUAAGAUUGUAUCUAAUAAAAUCUCAUUAUUACAAAUAAGUUAAUUAAUGAUUUGAAUAUUGAUGAAAAUUAAAAAUAAGUCAAGAUAAUCAUCACAACCAGAAGAGAAAUAUUAAACACUUUGGGUUAUUAAACUUGGUUCUAUGGGAAUAGCAUAAGGAAUUUAAAAGAAGUAUAGAUCUAGGAUUUCGAUGCAGUUUAAAAAAGUAAUUAUUUAAUUCAAUAUGCUGAACUUAGUGUUAAGAGAAAAAUAAGAGCAGUUUAUGAUUUCUUGAAAUAGAUUUCAUAAUAAAACUUUAAUUUAGAUGAAUUUUUAAAAAUAUGGUACUAUGUUAAUGUAGAAGUUUAAAACAGGAUUUAAAGUUCAUAUAAAGAAUAAUCAGAAUCAAUUUUUGAAAAUUCCUAGAGGGAAGAAUUAAUUAACAAAAUUUUAUAGCAUUCUCCAUUUAAUUAUUUAAAAGAGGAAUAGAUUACAGGCCUCAGGAAAGAUUUGUCAUCUUUGUGGAGUGCUUAUAAAUUUGAAAAGGCCAUAGAAAAUGUAGGUAUUUCUGAAUUAUUAUCAACUCCCUUCAUGUUUGAAAUUAUUGUCUAAGUUUUACCUAAUAUGGCAAAGAAAUAGUAAGGUUCGGUGGAUUUAAAAAAUAGAUUUGUUUAGAGCUAUCUCAGUAUUAUAUAAAAAUCUAGUUUUUCUAAAUAUUUAUAAGAGAAUUACAAAAUUAAUUUAGAUUAAAAAGAAAAUAAUUAAGUAAUCCAAACAAUUUUUGAUGGAAAAAGCUAAAAUAUCUAAUAUUUUGAGAAACUUGAAAUUUCAAAAAUCUAAACAAAACCUGCUGAACUUUUAGAUUAAUUGGAAAGCUUAAAAUUUUUUUAAUUUUACUCAAUAACUAGCAUUCUUAAAAUCGAAAAUUAAAACUUACUAGUUGAUAAUUAGUCUUUUAGUAUCUCUAGUCAGGAUAUAGAAUAUGUAGUUUAAGCCUUAAAGAUGAAAAAGUUGACAAUAUUUGAGUUCUAUGAGAGUUUUAUUCAUUUUUAUCAUGAUUAACAAAUUCAAAAGUUAAGAGAGACAGGUAAAAUUUCAAAUUGGGAAAGUUUUUAAAUAGAUAUAUUAGAAUUUUCAUCUAAUUUAGCAAUAGAUAUGACUAAAAAUUAACUAUCUUAAAUCACGUAUUAAUAAAAAGGAAAAUUGAAAUUAACAAAUAAUUAUAACUGGUAAUAAAAUGAUGAUGGUUGGCUUGAUGAUUAUUUUAAUGAUUCAUAACAGGAACUUGAUUAUAAUAAAUUAAUACGAAGUUGUAUUCUCUUAAACGCUAAAGGAAGUAUCUAUUCCUUUACUCACAAAUCUAUUUAAGAAUUUUAUGUGGCUAAAUUUAUAAUAGAUUUAUUGCUUUAAGCUGGCUCUUAAUUUUUGAAUGAGAAAAAUUAAGAUGCAAAAUAUAUUGAAAGAUGGAUGAAAUAAUUAUAUAAUAAACCUGAAUUAAAUAUUUCCAAGGAUCAUUUUAAAGGAGUAUUAAAUUUUAUUAAAGACAAAAUAGGUAGUCUAGAUAACAUAAAAAGAGUUCUUAUUAAUAUUGUUAAAUUAUCUAAAAAUAAGUAAUAUAUAUAUGCUGCUUCAAAUAGUAUUUUCUUAUUAUCUUAAUUGGAUGUUUAUUUAGGAUAUGAAAAUUUUUCAGAAAUUUAGUUAAUUGAUACUAAUAUCUCAGGUUUAAGUUUUUGUAACGCAGAUCUAAGUAAAUCUAAAUUUACUAAUAUUAAUAUUAAUUCUUGUAAUUUUAAUUAUGCUAAUUUGACAGAUAUUGAAUGGAAAGAUGUAAGAUGUAAAGAAAAACCAUUUUUAAAAGAAGAUGAACAAGUUAAAGUUGUCGAAUUUUCUUCAAAUGGUAAAUUAAUUGCAUCAAAUGGAAAAGGAAAUUUAGUAAGUCUUUGGGAUGUGGAAAGUUAUAAAGUCAUUUAACAAUUAGAUGGUCAUUAAGAUUAAAUAUUAUCAAUUGCCUUUUCACCUGAUAGCAAAACUCUAGCUUCUGGUAGUAAAGAUAAAACUAUAAAAUUAUGGGAUAUUUAGAAUCCAUAAAUUAAGUCUUUGAUAUCUACCAUAGAUUAUCACGACCAUCCAGUCACAGGAGUCAAAUUCACUUUAGAUGGAAAAAAAAUAGUUUCAGUUGAUAGUUCAGGAAUUUUAAUAAUUUGCAAUUUGGAAGUUAUCACAGAAAAACCGAAGGAUAUUAUAUUUUAGUGUCAAUAGGAAAUCUUGGUUUACACUUUGACAUAAGAUGAUUAAUUGAUUGCUUUAGGCUUAGCAGACUCUACUAUUAAACUAGCAAAAUUAAAAGCUGGGGUUGAAAGGAUUUUGGUAGGUCAUACCGGAAAGAUUCAGGCCUUAGCUUUUAGUAAGGCAGGAAAUAGAUUAGUAUCUGCAUGUACAAAUUUACUAUUAUUAUGGGAUUUGAAAGAUAAAUGUAAAUGCUAAGUUUUAUCGUUUAAAGAAUAUUAAAUCUAAUAUUUAACCUUACCCAAUGAAAGAGAAAUAGUCAUUGGAACAGAAAACUAUUUAGCCUAUGGAGAAUUUUAGUAUGAUGAUUCUGCCUAUCUUGCUAAUAUAUAGUAUUCCUAUCAUGUUUACUUAUUCCCUAAUUCUAAUUUUGCUGUUAUUGUUUAAGAUUAAACACUAUUAAUAUUAGAUCUUAAUACUUAAGCUAUUAUUAAUAGUAUAUAUUUUGAUUAAGAAAUAACCUAAAUUGAUAUUACUAGUAAUGAAUAGAGAUUAAUAAUAAAAGGAAAAAAAGUAAGAUAUUGGGAUUUGAACACUUUCCAGGAAGUAAUUCUUAGUAAUAGAUAAAAAAAUUCAUUUUAUAAUUAGGAUUUAAUAUUUGAACAAUGUUAAAAUGAAAUUAUUAUUUAUGAUGAUAAAAAUUAGUAUUUCAAUCAAUCGGAAGAAUAAGAUUAUUUCAAUAAUAUCUAAAUAACACAAUUUUCACUCUAAGCUAAUUAUUAAAUAAUGGCCAUGAUAAGUAGCUAAUCCAAAUAAAUAUCUUUAUAUGAUUUUAAAGAAAAAAAACUGAUAGAUAAAUAAAUUGAAAAUUAAAAAAAAAUUUCUGCUCUGGCUUUUUCUCCUUGCAAGCCAAUACUAUCUACAAUACUUGGGGAUGGCAGCUUAUACUUUUGGAAUAUUAGCAAAGCUCCUUAUGAAUGUUAGAAAUUCAAAGAAAUAGAUGAGCGCAUUGAAAUAGAAUAAAUUAUCUAUUCUCCUGAUGGCUCCUUAUUAAUUAUUUAGACCGAUGAUGAUAAAAUAAGAAUUUAAGAUGAAAUUAAUGGAUCUGGAAUAAAGAUACUUGAUUAAUAUAAGGCCUCUAGGGGAACUAUUUUAGUAUCAUAUGACAAUAAUACCUUGGCUAUUAUUUAAGGAUUUAUUUAGGAUUAAAUAAUUUUAUGGAACAUAAGCAAGAAUGAAGAAAGAGUUUUGGAAAUUGAGGAUUAAAAUUACAGCUCUCUAGUAUUUCAAUUUUGCCCAGAUGGAAUAUCUUUAGUAUGUUUAAGCGAUAAAAACAUAAUAUUUUGGAAUUAAACAUCGGGAGAGAAAAUUGUUAAUAAUAAACUUCCUUUAGAUUCAGCAUAUAAUAGUAUUAGCUUCUCUAAGAAUGGUAAUUUAUUUGUGACUGGUGGGAAUUACAUAAGGGUUUGGAGAUAUUUUGAGAAUAAAAUUGAGAUGAUUAAUGCUUAUAAACCUUAAAGUGUAAUCAGCUAAUUAUUGUUAAUUGAUAAUGAUCAAAAUCUUAUAUAUCUUAUGGAGAGAAAAUUAAAAAUAACUCCUCUCUCAAAAUGCACUUUAAAAGGAAUAAUUCCUACUUCAAAAUAAUUUGGUUAAUUAUUAAAAAAUGGAUACCUUGUUACUAAAGAUUAUAAUGGUAUCGAAAUUUUUGAUUGUAAAUAGUAGAAAUCAAUAGCUUGUAUCGAUUAUAAACUUAAUCAUGUAGAGUUCUUUUAAGAUGGUUUACAUUGCAUAAUUUCAAAUAAAUCAAAUAUUGUUAAGUAGAAUAUUUGUUCGAAAGAGGAAAUCUUUAGUUUUACUAUUUGCGAAGAAAGUUAUUCUCUCAAACUCGGCAAAAACGAUUAGGUUCUAAUUUUAUAAUGUGAAAAUACAAUAAGACUAUUUAAUAUCUAAGACCCCUAAAAUAUAUAUGAGAUUCAAACCUAUACAAAUUAAAAACUUAUAUUCAUUUUCUUGGACAAGUAACAAUGA
This is a messenger RNA of Paramecium tetraurelia, 5265 nucleotides long. RefSeq lists its product as uncharacterized. Gene Ontology annotation, molecular function: protein binding. The record is from RefSeq and is a predicted model, not a curated record. NCBI's taxonomy places the organism in Eukaryota, Ciliophora, Oligohymenophorea, Peniculida, Parameciidae. The transcript has a single exon.